AUGUCAAUAUGGGUGAACCUGGCCUCAAUCCUGAAAGAAGAAUUUAACAUUGAUUUGCGUGUAAUGGGCAUACUUGGUUCAAAGUCAAUGCUUCUUAGUGAUGGGGGCAUUGACUUAGCUAGGUGGAGAGAACUUCGAGAGGAAAGAGGAGAAGCUGCUGAUGUGGAAAAAUUUGUUCAACAUGUACAUGGGAAUCAUUUUAUACCCAACACAGCACUAGUGGACUGCACAGCUGACACUGUAAUCGCUGGCUAUUACUAUGACUGGUUGCGCAAAGGAAUACACGUAGUUACUCCUAACAAGAAAGCAAAUUCAGGACCACUCGAUCAGUAUUUGAGGUUAAGAGCUCUUCAAAGGCAAUCCUACACACACUACUUCUAUGAAGCUACUGUUGGGGCAGGUCUUCCCAUUGUGAGCACUUUACGUGGUCUCCUUGAAACUGGAGACAGAAUAUUGCAAAUUGAAGGCAUAUUUAGUGGGACUUUGAGUUACAUAUUUAAUAACUUUAAAGAUGGCCGGGCUUUUAGUGAGGUAGUUGCUGAAGCAAAGGAAGCUGGUUAUACUGAGCCAGAUCCAAGGGAUGAUCUGUCUGGAACAGAUGUUGCUAGAAAGGUGAUAAUUCUUGCUAGGGAAUCUGGUUUAAAGCUAGAACUAUCGAAUAUUCCAGUUGAAAGCCUUGUGCCAGAACCACUACAAGUUUGUGCAUCAGCUCAGGAGUUUAUGCAAGAGCUACCAAAAUUUGAUGAGGAGUUCACAAAGAAACAAGAAGAUGCAGAUAAUGCCGGGGAAGUCUUGAGAUACGUGGGAGUGGUGAACGUGAUUAAUGGAAAAGGAGUGGUAGAGCUGCGAAGAUACAAGAAGGAUCAUCCGUUUGCACAAUUGUCUGGGUCGGAUAAUAUUAUUGCAUUUACAACAAGAAGGUAUAAAGAUCAGCCUCUGAUAGUUCGUGGGCCAGGAGCUGGUGCUCAAGUCACAGCUGGUGGAAUAUUUUCUGAUAUUUUACGACUUGCCUCAUAUCUUGGUGCUCCAUCCGCUUUUUAA
Sphenostylis stenocarpa is the source of this 1041-nucleotide messenger RNA. The record is from the annotation of a GenBank genome assembly. NCBI's taxonomy places the organism in Eukaryota, Viridiplantae, Streptophyta, Magnoliopsida, Fabales, Fabaceae.